Aspergillus heteromorphus CBS 117.55 is the source of this 4309-nucleotide messenger RNA. RefSeq names its product putative cation chloride cotransporter. The record is from RefSeq and is a predicted model, not a curated record. Gene Ontology annotation, biological process: potassium ion import across plasma membrane; chloride transmembrane transport; chloride ion homeostasis. The transcript has 4 exons. Gene Ontology annotation, molecular function: potassium:chloride symporter activity. Gene Ontology annotation, cellular component: membrane. Bases 437 to 4168 code for a protein of 1243 amino acids. NCBI's taxonomy places the organism in Eukaryota, Fungi, Ascomycota, Eurotiomycetes, Eurotiales, Aspergillaceae.
CCACGCCGUCUCAACCAUGUCAGUCUCGAGCAAGAGGCCGAGAUGGAAUGAGUGAUCGAGGGCGAGCGAGGAGAGAAGGAGGAUCAGAUGAGGCCGACCGAGUCCGUGACCUGUUUUGCACUGUUUGUUUUGGGGGCACGGCCACAUGAGGUCAUCGCGGCCGAUAUGGAGAAUGGAGAUAAAGUUGGCGACUCCCCGUUGGCAACAACUUCACCACUGCUCGGUUUCACGCGCCAGUCAACGUGCAGCUCGUGUCGCGGAGGUCCUUACUGUGCCUGCAGACGACGAAUUGCCCACCCGGUUGUCCCGGUCCUCCUCACGGCUGUCCCGUCGACUCUCUUCGCCCCCCCCUCCCCCAGCCAACCGCAGACUCGCAGCACCGCUGUAUGAAGGGAAGAGAAGCGCUCCUACCACAGGAGUGGAGGCCUUAUAAUCGAUGACUGGCACACGGGCUGAUGGUGCCUCGGAGUCUUUGUCUAGGAGAAGGCCCAAUUUCUCCGCGCGAACGGCCGAAGAAGACGUCUCCAGAUUGGCUCCCAGCGACUCUGCCCAUGCAUCUCCCCAGGAAGGAAACAAGUUCUCGAACUGGAGGGCUGCUUUCUCAUUCAGUCCGCAUGAACAGCCGAACUCGUCCCGUCAUUCUCCCGACAGCAAGCGUCACUCGCUGCCCUCGAACCUCCUAAACAAUGUUUCGCGCUGGUGGGAUGGACAUGGCGAGGAUGGGAGGCACGAGCUCCCAAGGGAGAGAAUCCCUCCUCUUUCAGCAGGACCAUUCCGAGAAUCUGCACUAGCUCAGAAAGAGAGAGACCAGAAGGAUCGCGCCUCUGAGAAUUUGAACAAGCUUGGAACGUUCUCUGGUGUCUUUGUGCCAACCACCUUGAACGUUCUUAGCAUCCUCAUGUUCCUUCGCUUUGGGUUUAUUCUCGGACAGGCCGGUCUGCUAGGCAUGCUAGGUCUCCUGGUCAUCUCGUACACGAUCAAUCUGGUAACCACUAUGUCUCUUUCCGCCAUCGCAACAAAUGGAACGGUACGGGGCGGGGGUGCCUACUAUUUGAUAUCCCGAUCGCUAGGUGCAGAAUUCGGCGGCUCUAUCGGGAUCGUGUUCUAUCUGGGCUACGUGUUGAAUACUGGUAUGAACGCCGUCGGUCUUGUUGACUGCUUCUCGCAGAAUUUCGGGACCGAGUCUGGUACUUGGGCCAAUUUUCUGGAAGAAGGCUUCUGGUGGCAAUACCUCUGGGGAACUGUCAUCCUGCUUCUGUGCACUGGGAUAUGCUUGGCGGGAAGCUCUAUAUUUUCUAGAGCCAGCAACGGACUGCUGGUUAUAUUACUCGUCGCGACUUUCAGCAUACCAAUAUCUGCGAUUUUUAUGAAGCCAUUCAGUAUCCCUAAGAUUGGGGUAGAAUUCACGGGAUUUCGGCUUCAAACGUUGCUGGAAAAUCUUAAACCAAAGCUCACGAAGGGUGCUGCUGGCAGCCAAAUUCAAGGACGGGAGAAUUUUCAGGAUCUGUUUGGGAUUCUAUUUCCUGCCACAGGUGGAAUAUUUGCUGGCGCCAGCAUGUCCGGUGACUUGAAGAACCCCAGCCAGUCGAUUCCCAAGGGGACGCUAUAUGGGUUGGUUCUGACGUUUAUCACUUAUACCCUCGUGAUUGUUGCCAUGGCUGCUUCGAUAACUCGGGACUCAUUCUACAAAAAUGCCAAUGUCGUUCAAGUUGCCAAUCUCUCUGGAGUUGUCAUCCUCAUGGGAGAGUUUGCAACCAGUUUCUUCUCUGCAUUGAUGGGUGUUAUUGGCUCUGCCAAGCUACUCCAGGCGAUUGCGCGAGACAGUUUGCUUCCUGGCCUGAGUUUCUUCGCCAAAGGCACGAAGAAGAAUGAUGAGCCAGUCAACGCAAUCAUCGUCACAUAUGUGGUGGCACAGCUCACAAUGUUGUUUGACAUCAAUCAGAUUGCUUCCUUUGUCACUAUGACCUAUUUGAUGACAUUUUUGGUAACAAACCUCGCCUGCUUUCUCCUGAAGAUCGGAUCAGCACCCAAUUUCCGACCGUCGUUUCACUACUUCAACUGGAAAACAGCAGCGACAGGUGCCCUGGUCUGUGGGGCAAGCAUGUUCUUUGUGGACGGGAUAUACGCCACAGGCUGUGUUGUGAUACUGAUGAUGCUAUUCCUGCUGAUUCACUAUACUUCGCCACCCAAACCCUGGGGUGAUGUGAGCCAAAGCUUGAUUUACCACCAGGUUCGCAAGUAUCUGCUUCGGCUUCGUCAGGAGCACGUAAAGUUCUGGCGGCCUCAGAUCUUACUGUUUGUAAACGACCUCGACGAGCAGUCUAAGAUGGUCUCAUUCUGUAACUCCCUGAAGAAAGGAGGGCUGUUUGUGCUUGGUCAUGUUCUUGUAACAGAUGACUUUUCUGCUGCAGUGCCAGAAGCUCGACGCAAGCAAACUGCAUGGACCAAGUUUGUUGAAAGCUCCAGAGUCAAGGCAUUUGUAAACAUCACAGUCUCCCCUACUGCUGAAUGGGGCGUCCGAAAUGUCGCUUUGAGCGCAGGGCUGGGAGGAAUGAGACCCAACAUAGUCAUCAUCGAUCAAUUCCGCAAAGGCCAGUCGUUGGUUGAGAAAUUUCAGCCUCCGAGCCGGAAGGACUCGGGGGGCCGGCGCAUCUCCCGUGAGUUGAUACCUGCGAUCCCCGAAGAUGGACCGCAAGAACCGCCUAUGAGGCAUCAAAGCUACGUGACAAUUCUGGAGGAUCUUCUUUUCAAACUUCGGAGCAAUGUCGCUGUGGCAAAGGGAUUUGAAAACCUUGAGCUGCCUGGCCCGCACGGGCAGCAUCGGAAGAAAUACAUCGACUUGUGGCCUAUCCAAAUGAGCGCCGAGCUGGGUGCCGACAACGAGAGCAAGAAGAAUGUUCUGACUACCAACUUCGAUACGUAUACUCUCAUUCUGCAGCUAGGGUGCAUUCUCAACACAGUCCCGUCAUGGAAAAAGACGUACAAGCUCCGAGUGGCUGUCUUUGUCGAAUAUGAAACCGACAUUGAGGAUGAGAGGGGGAGAGUCGAGGCGCUACUUGAGAAGCUAAGGAUUGAGGCGGAGGUGUUGGUGUUCUGGCUCGCCUGCGGCGACCUCAAAGCGUACCGCAUCAUCGUCAAUGGUGAUAGAUCCCCAGAGACUCAGGACUAUGAAGCUCGAGUUCGCCAAGCUUUACAGGAUGAGGAAUGGUGGCAGGAAAUUCAAAAAGCGCGGAGUGCGCAUGAAGCCGAAUACCAAGCUGAAUGGGGGGCGCCCAAAGAAAGAGUGUCCAGUUGGCCCUCCGAAAGCGUGCAGAAGGCGCCGAAUCAGUUGGCUGGCGGACUGAAGAAGUUCAUAGAAUCUUCCAAGCGACGGCGAUCGAUCUCUAGCUUCAAGGGACUUGGGAGCGUGAGCCUUGGUAUGCAAACCCACCGUCUGCUUGAUGCUUUUGUCGACUACGACAGUGAUACUAGCAUGAGCACGAGCGAAACCAGUGAUGAAGAAUUCCCACCUUAUCAAGAUGAGGAGGGAGAUGAAGACAUUGACAAGGAUGCCGGGCACAAAACCCCGAGUCUUCAGCCGGAUCCAGCCGGUCCCUCGAAGGCGAAGCAGAGGCCUUCAGAGGAAGCUGCCCAUGAGCAAUUGAUCCCAUCUAUCAUCAUGACUGGCGACGACGGGUCGCCGAAGAGCAAGCCGGAUGUCGCUCGGCCGAAGGUCUCUCGCUCACCGUCCAGCAGCCGGUUCAGCUCGUCGCCAAUCCCCGAAGCUCGCGUCAAUACGGACGAAAGCGCCGGUCCUUCGAUCAUGUUCGCCCCCAGUGCAUCUCCCCCACGCACUUCAAACAGACUAGAUUCCAUCUAUACACACCGCUCGUCUCCAGGUCCGUCUACCGCGCAGUCGGCAUCUGGGUACCCGCGGCAGGCGUCGGUUCCCGUGUCGUUCAACGAUCUCCCUAGUCGGGCACAACACCUGAUUCUGAACGAAUUGAUGAACCAGCACAGCAGCGAUACUGCAGUGCUCUUCACAACACUGCCGUCGCCAUCCGAAGGCACCGCGCAGAGUGAGGCAGCCAGUGCAUCUUACUUGAGUGACCUGGAGAUCUUCUGGCAGGGAUUGCCACCAUGUCUACUGGUUCACAGCAACAGCAUGACGGUGACGAUGAACCUGUAGCAAUAGAAAGCUAGAGCAUAUACACUUAGACAUAUGUACGAUGGCGUCGCAGCUUGCACAUGUCGCUCACGACCUGCAUAUAUUAUGCUAUUCACAUUGUACUCGACGAUGUAAUCAUACGAUGAUGACAAUGAAAGUGCG